Molecule: messenger RNA, 1995 nt
Organism: Fonsecaea multimorphosa CBS 102226
Lineage: Eukaryota; Fungi; Ascomycota; Eurotiomycetes; Chaetothyriales; Herpotrichiellaceae
Exons: 5
Coding region: 1-1995 (664 amino acids)
Biological process (GO): regulation of DNA-templated transcription
Cellular component (GO): nucleus
Molecular function (GO): transcription cis-regulatory region binding; zinc ion binding; DNA-binding transcription factor activity, RNA polymerase II-specific
Source: RefSeq, a predicted model, not a curated record
AUGGCCAAAGUCGUCCGUAUUUUCCUUCGCACUCAGAAGAAUGUUUCAACAGCCCCUGCGCCGAGGACUAUGGAGGACGCAGCGGUUGCGUCUGUAGCUACCGGCAAGAAGAGAAUCCCAAAAGCUUGCGGAUCGUGCAGAUCAAGCAAGGUGAAAUGUGACGGACAGAGACCUUGUUCCAGAUGCGAGAAUCUGAAGAAGGUCUGCGUGUAUAUCGAGAGACCCCCGGACCCUCAUGAACAGAAGAUCGAGGCCCUCGAGAUCGAGGUGCAAAUGCUCAAGCAGAGGUUGGAUUCCCAGCAGAACGACCCCUACGCAUCACUCAGCGCUGUGGACGCGACUACCUCAACCGCAUCUGCCUUUGGCUCGCCAGAACAAGGGGCAAGUCUGGCCAGAAUGGGCUCCGACAUGCAAUCGAAUCCAAGUGAUCUGCGCCGCAAGCGCACAAGAUCUCAGUAUGAAGUCGAGGUCGCCUCGGUGCCCAACUUCGCCGCUAAAGGUCUAAUCACGUUGGACCAGGCCGAGUUAUUUUUCAACGCCUUCUUCCAGGGCUGCGAUCGUUACGUUCCCAUCUUUGAUCCCCAACACGACACAUUCGAGUCGAUCAAUUACCGGAAUGCGCUGCUCUUCGAUGCAAUCAUCACCAUCGGCUGCGGCGUGCUCAGCGAUGCUGAUUCCCAGAUCUGUCAUCUGCUCAACUUCCACCUGAAGAAGACGCUAAACCUUGUCAUUGUCAAUCCCGAGCAUGGAUCUCUGGAGACUGUUCAAGCUCUUCUAGUCACGGCUUGCUAUACCUCAGAGCGAUCUUUGCUGUUGGCGUUUGCUACGAGGAUGGCUCUCGAUCUAGGCCUCCCGGGCGCGUACGAGGACUUGACCAAGAAGAUUGUUAGUAGAGGGACGCUGUCACAGGAUCGAGGCUCCCAGAAAUACGACGAGGCUGACGCUGUGUUGAUGAGACGCGCUCGAGCAUGGUUUCAGCUGAUGGUUCUUGAGCAGAUUCUUCGCGUUGACGCAGGUAAUUUGCGAAGUUUCCACUCGCGCGGCGACCCACGGCGAUGCCGAAUUCUUCUGGGCAAGCCGUUCACCACAGUUCUGGACCUUCGUCUGCUGUCACAGGUUGAGCUGAACUCGCUUAGAGGGAGGACCCAUGACUCAAUAGCGGGGACCGAGCAAUUUGAUGAAGAAGCAGUCAUGGACAUUCUCCGCGAUGUCCAGGUUGACAUCGAUGUCUGGUACAACGACUGGAAGAACAUUAUGCAGGGCUCGUCGAGUGCUGAGACGCCAGUGCUCCUGCUCAAUCUCGAAGUGCAAAAGUAUUGGUCGCAGACUGUCGCACUGUGCAGGGCGCUGCGUGCUCUAGGCAAUGAAAACAUUGCCGCCAUGUCCUCGACACAGAGGGAUAUCCUCCACAUGGCCAAGGAUGCCUUAAAGGGCCAUCUUCGGAUCAUCCUGGACCAGCCUCAACAUUACCUGUCCAAAUUCUGCUAUGCGAUGGACUUCGUCUGGGCCAAGUGCGCCUUUUGCUUCUUAUUGCUCCUGAAGCUGACCCGAUUGCUACCCGAAGAAGACGACAACUCGAAGCGACAGCUGCUCGAUGACGGGUAUUUGCUUCUGAACGAACUGAAUAAGGCCGGAGGUGGGUGGACAAGCGGAGGCCGCAGCAACACCAGCCGGAUGUAUCUGCAAGUGCUUCAGCAGAGUAUUCAAAAGUAUGGCCGUGCACUUCAGAACGACGGCACGGCUCCUGGCCAGAGCGACAUCGACCAAAUCAACAUCGGGCAAGAUCAUAGCUCACCACUCAAUUUCUUUUGGACCACAGGAGGCACCGCUGCAGCGAAUGAAAUUGAGACCUUUGUUCCAGAGCAAUUCGUUUUCGAAUGGGAUUUUCCGGGCCUGACACUGUUCUCUUCCCCAGCAAUGGGAGAUAGCUUUUUCGACGAGUUUCUGACUGGCAACGGGGCUAAUGAUCCAUUGUUCUUUGGAAUGCUGGGCUAG